This is a messenger RNA of Pelobates fuscus (common spadefoot toad), 1358 nucleotides long. RefSeq names its product pyrroline-5-carboxylate reductase 1 (gene PYCR1). Bases 194 to 1156 code for a protein of 320 amino acids. Lineage: Eukaryota; Metazoa; Chordata; Amphibia; Anura; Pelobatidae. Gene Ontology annotation, biological process: L-proline biosynthetic process. The record is from RefSeq and is a predicted model, not a curated record. The transcript has 8 exons. Gene Ontology annotation, molecular function: pyrroline-5-carboxylate reductase activity.
UGUCCAAUGAGAUGUGGGGGGCGGUGUUUGUCCCUGCUCCCGAUAAUCCGGUGUCGGUAUUGGGAUCUAUGAACAUUAAGUGAGCGGCUGGAAUUCCGGAGGGAGCAGAGGGUAUUCCAGGUAUUAAGCUGUAGCCGUGCCAACAUCUCCAGUUCCAUAAACACUUUCCAUUUGGAUUGAGACACCUGCAAUCAUGAGUGUUGGCUUUAUCGGGGCUGGCCAGCUGACCUAUGCCCUCGUAAGGGGCUUCACUGUGGCAGGAGUGUUAGCUGCUCACAAGAUUACAGCGAGCUCUCCUGAUACCGACCUUCCAACCGUGUCUGGAUUAAGGAAGAUUGGAAUAAACUUCACCACCAGCAACAAGGAUACAGUGAAGAAUAGUGACGUGCUCUUCCUGGCUGUCAAACCUCACAUCAUCCCCUUCGUGCUGGAUGAAAUUGGCUCUGAUAUUGAGGACCGUCACGUGGUUGUGUCCUGUGCUGCUGGCGUAACCAUAAGCUCUAUUGAGAAGAAGCUCAGUUUCUUCAACCCAGCUCCAAAAGUGAUCCGGUGUAUGACGAAUACUCCUGUUAUUGUGAGAGAGGGGGCCACAGUUUAUGCCACAGGAACCCAUGCCGAGGUGGAGGAUGGGAAGUUGUUGGAGCAGUUGAUGGGGAGCGUUGGGUUUUGCACGGAGGUCGAAGAAGAUCUGAUUGAUGCCGUUACUGGACUUAGUGGAAGUGGUCCUGCUUACGCCUUCACAGCCCUGGAUGCUCUUGCAGAUGGUGGGGUUAAGAUGGGUCUUCCUAGACGGCUUGCGGUUCGUCUUGGUGCUCAGGCAAUGCUGGGUGCUGCAAAAAUGCUUCUGGAGUCAGAGGAACACCCGGGACAGCUGAAGGACAAUGUGUGCUCUCCUGGUGGAGCCACCAUCCAUGCUCUGCACUUUUUAGAGAGUGGAGGAUUCCGCUCACUUCUUAUCAAUGCUGUAGAAGCCUCUUGUAUAAGGACAAGGGAGCUCCAGUAUAUGGCUGACCAAGAGAAGAUCCCUGCGGGUUCAAUUAAGAAGACCACAUUAAGCAAAGUGCAGCAGGAGUCCCCCUCUGUCUCAACUGCAGCCCAGGGAGCUAAAGUCAGUCUGUUUAACAACAAGUACCCCAGUGGGUUAAAAAAGUUUUGAGAAAACACUGGUCUAUCUCUGUAACCGCAGAUCUGACAACAUAGCGCCUUAGGAGGCCGGCCACAUUUAGGUAGCGUUGUAGCGUGUAUGUGUGUUUGGAUAGGGCGUCUGGCAGACAGCAUGUGAUUUUAUUUGGUUCAUUUUUUUUUUUUUUUUUUUUUUUACAAAAAUGCAUUUUAGAAUCCUUUAACCACCAGUCUAC